AUGCAGAGCGACGAGAUUUUCCAGUCUCCCAAGGUUCAGCCGCGCUCGUCGUACAGGAUGGUGGCUGAAAAGCAGAAGAUGCUACAGUUCAAUUACUACCGAGCAGUUUGGUGCUACUGCCUGUUUCUGGUCUUUCUGUUCUCGAUCAUCAUCUAUGCUGUUGACAAGCUGCCGUACAUUGACUGUCUCUUCCUCUCAGUCUCAGCAUACACAAGCUCAGGGUUGUCGACAGUUGGGUCCCAGCACAUCUCAAGUGCCACCUUUGCUAUGCUCUACAUCCUGAUGAACCUUGGAGGGAUUGUUUUUCUCCUCCUGCCCCCCAUGAUCUACAGGAUCCAUGCUUUCCACAGCCUCGAGCCGAGCUUGAUGGAGUUUCUGGCAACCAACGAGUCCAACGACAAGCCGGAGGCGCAGAAGCUGAUCCACCUGAUCAGCGAGCGUCGUGCUCAGAUCAGAGGAGUACGAAUGGUUGCGCUGGUCAUUAUCUUCUACCUCUUCGUCUUCCUCUUCGGAGGCAUCUGGAUCUUCCUAUGGAUCAUCAGCGCGUUCCCUCGGCUCGAGGAGCUCCGGCAGCGAGGCUUCAGCAACAUCUGGUACGCUGCCUUCAUGGUCUCUAGCGCCUUCUGCAACUGCGGCCUCUCCCUGACCUCUGACUCCGUUCACGGGCUUCGCAACUGGCCUCUCUCCUACCUGUGGCUGGCGUUUCUGAUCCUUGCUGGAAACAACCUGUUCCCUGUUAUGCUCAGAGGUCUGCUGAGGCUUUUCCACAAGUUUGCGAACAGGCUCUACCUGGACAGGAACGCGAUAGCUUACGCGCUUGACCAUCCUCGUCAGAUGACGACACACCUGCUGGACAAGACGCAGACCCGGGUGCUGAUCCUGAUCCUCCUCGGCAUCAACAUCAUCCAGUACGCUGCUUUCCUCUCCUCCUCGCUCCCCCGGAAGGAUCUUGACGCCUCCUAUGGCACGCACGUCAUCGCUGGAGCAGGCUUCUUUCAGACCAUCUCCACGAGAUCGGCAGGUCUGCAGAUCUACGACCUCAACAACCUGAACCAGGGCAUGCCCGCCAUGUAUAUCUUUCUCAUGUACCUCUCCGCUGCGCCCUUCGUCAGCAGGAUGUACAUCUCAGAGCAGACCCUGGACGAGGACGGACACUGGAAGCCGACGCUGCGCACAGUCGACGAUGCCAAGAGGAGGUUCCAUGCGAUGUACCUGUUCAGGCACCUCUCCUUUCUGGUCUCAGGCUUCCUCAUCCUCUGCUUCAUCCAUGAUAAGGGUGUCGCGCUGGAAGGCGCCGUCCUCUCGCCUUUCCCCCUCCUCUUCGAGCUCAUCUCAGCCUACGGAAACGUCGGGCUCUCGUUUGGAAUUGCAGGCAGGACGUACAGCCUGUCUGGAGCCAUGUCGACGCUGGGAAAGCUCAUCAUCAUGGGGGCGAUGCUGCUGGGCAAGCACAGGGCGCUCCCUACCCACACUGACAUGGUCCUCAACUUCAAGCACACGAGGCUCCGACGUCAGCUGAUCAUCGCGAAGAUGGAGGCUGGGGAGGAUGUUGUGGACCUCCUUCCCCUCUACAGCGCCCACCCGAUAGCAGACGGGCCGGAUGAGGUGAGGGCGGAGAGUAUCGACCUGCCCCGCCAGGAGGAGCUGGGAGUGCUCUCGCGCUUCAGCUUCAGCCGUUUCUCCUCUCCUACCGCCUUCAGCAAGCGGAGGAUGCCGAGUGAAGGGGAGGAGGGAGGAGAGGAGGGGAUCGAGGGGAGGGACACAGAGAGCUUUGAGAUGGAGCGAAACCUCUGGCUGGCCGCCCAGGAGGAGAGGAGCAGCAGCGGCGACGAGCAGCCUCCUAUCCCGAGGAAGGAUGGGAUCAAGAGCCUUGACUAUCCCCGGCAUGCCGGCAUGGCCCCCCGUCGCACCAUGUCGAGCAGUCUAGACACCCUGGAGGAGCAGGAGGGAGACGUAGAAAUGCCCCUCUCCCCAGUCUCGAGACCCCUACAGGGCAUGCAGACUCCAGCGCGGCUCCAGCAGGAGGAGCCGGUCAAGCUAGAGGACGUGGCGCAGCAGUGGGUUUCUGACCCGUCCAUACACUCGGCAGGAGAGGCAGCUGGGGAGAGAACUUUGCGGGUGCGACGCGCCAAGUCCUCCGAUCUGGACUCUUCUUCGCACUUCCACAUGGAGGAGGACGUUGGCAGGGGCAGGAGCGCGAGCAGGGGCAGGGGCCGAGGGCUGUUGGCCCUGGUUGGCCUUGCAUGGAACUCGAUCUGGGAUCCCUCGAGCACGCGGGAGGAAACUGGCAAGCAGAUCCAGGCGCAUGAGCUUGUUGAGACGGACCAGUUCUUCAGUCGAGUCUUCCACUACUUCGACGAGGAGGAGGGAAGGCAGGGGGUCACCCGCCGUGCUGCUUCUCUCGACGUCCCCGUCCGCGCCAGGUCCUCCCUUGAAAUCCUCCGCCGCACCCUCCGAAGUGAUGCCCAGCAAAAUGGUAAGCAGAACCCGGGCAAGCCGCCGCAGGAGCCUCGGACCCCCUGA
This is a messenger RNA of Guillardia theta CCMP2712, 2523 nucleotides long. RefSeq lists its product as hypothetical. Gene Ontology annotation, molecular function: monoatomic cation transmembrane transporter activity. Gene Ontology annotation, biological process: monoatomic cation transport; transmembrane transport. The transcript has 2 exons. Gene Ontology annotation, cellular component: plasma membrane. NCBI's taxonomy places the organism in Eukaryota, Cryptophyceae, Pyrenomonadales, Geminigeraceae. The record is from RefSeq and is a predicted model, not a curated record. Bases 1 to 2523 code for a protein of 840 amino acids.